Messenger RNA from Gadus chalcogrammus (walleye pollock), 6037 nucleotides. RefSeq names its product kelch repeat and BTB domain-containing protein 11. The transcript has 3 exons. The record is from RefSeq and is a predicted model, not a curated record. NCBI's taxonomy places the organism in Eukaryota, Metazoa, Chordata, Actinopteri, Gadiformes, Gadidae. The coding region runs from base 553 to 2676 and encodes 707 amino acids. Gene Ontology annotation, molecular function: protein binding.
UGACCGCGCGCGCUUCUCCGAAGUGCUGAUGGCGUGACCGCAGUAAGGCAGCCGGAGAGUGCAGCUCGGCUUAAACGUGCACUCGUCAUUUGGGGUGGAGAGACAUUGGAUGUGUGAAGCUCUCCACAGCUCUAACACAUCAUCUCAGAAGGAAAACCGGCUACUCUAGGGGACGUUCACAGCUUGGUCCACAGAUGCGUGACCUGCAUAAUAAUUCGUCGUUUCUGCGUCUCAUUCUGAGCGGAAUAUAAGGAGACGUUGCAUCUCGUCGGGUGGCUGUGGAGUCACAUACGGAACAACCUCCAGAUCCUCCGAUGAAUAGGUCCAUCGGUCACUCAUCUAGGAAACUAUGCAGCCGGACCACUUGAUGCAUUAUUAUUGCGACUGCCUUACAUAACGAGGCUUGGUGGGGGAUCCCGAAGAAACUGCUGCGCUUGGCUGAUUUGUGGCAGCAAGGGAAACGCAAGUAAAAAAAAAAAGACCAACAUUAAGCUAUACUAGCUAAUAUGAUUCGCCAAUCCACUGAUUCCUGGCACCAGUGAAAAGGUGAAGAUGAAUGGGAGCCAGAGGCUGGGAGGCGAGACCUUCAUGGUGGAGGCUGACGUCAUUCUUCACACUGUAAACUCUGACCUUGCCUCCCUCUCAGGCAUAGAUAGGAAAACAUGUCCGGCUCUGAUGAAGAAGGACAACGCCGUCCCUGUUAUCGGGGAAUUCCUGCAGUGCAAUCAGCCUCUCGAUUCAGAUGCUCCGGCCACAUUCGAGAGAGAGUACCUAUUGGACGGCAAAAUGACCUUCGACGAUCAGACGGGGGACAGCUUGAACGUUGCAAAGGAUCAACAGUUCCAGAUGUCAAACCAUAAGGCGGGUCUUGAAAUGAGGGAUGCCGUUAUAGUGAAGAACCUCAAUGGUAAAAUGGGCAAUGGUGACAACCACGGUGACGUCGUCAAGGCAGACAUUUCCCACGCUGGGGAUUCCUCUGUGUGCUUCCUGGACCCCGAAGCCCGAGAGGAAGCAGAUGGAAGUGCAUCAGCGAGUGCAGAGGCUUCUCAAAGAGGACAGUGUGAGAUAGACACAGGCCAGGGACAGGCUGUGCCUGACACUCAUUGUAUUACCACUGGCAGCCAGCCAGGGCUAGCGGAGCCGGUACGCUCUUCCAUUCCCGGAUCCAGUGCGUCUCACCUACCCGGCGAAGACAAUCCGGGGGGAUGUUCCGGGGACAGUUGGAGCCUCGGGCACCGGGAAAGCGGCCCAGGGGCAGAGAAUCCCCUGGCUGCGAAGGAACCCGAUUUGGUCAUUGAAGUCGGCGGGCAGAAAAUAAACGCUCACAAGGAGAUCCUGGCGGAGAAGAGUGACUACUUCAAAGCCAGGCUCUCGCGGGACAUCCUCAAAGUGAAGGGGCUGAGCUACAAGACGCUGUCCGUGCUGAUAGACUACAUCUACACCUCCCGGAUGAGCGUGAGCAAGGACACCGUGGUGGACGUCAUCACGGGCGCCAAGAUCCUGCAGGUGCCCUGCGCCGUGCAGGCGGCCGUGGACUCCAUGUCGGAGCAGCUCACCGCCGAGAACUGCUACGAGGUGCUGAGCAUCGCCAAGAAGCAGCGCCUCAGCGAGCUCAAGGAGACCGCCUACCGCUUCAUGAGCGACCACUUCCUGCGGGUCCUGCGGGACCCCUCCGUGUACGGCCGCCUGACGGGCUCCGAGAGGGACCUCAUCCUGAGGAAGAGGACCGAGGGCCGGCCGACGCUGAUGGUGGCCGAGGUCAACGACGUGUUCGACCGCGUGGGGGGCAGCAGGCCGGCCAGCCGUUGCAGCAGCCGUCCGCAGAGCCCCCUGUCGACGGCGUCGUUCGAGGAGGGCCACGCGAUGUACUACUACAACGAGACGGCCGGCGACUGGCGGGCCCUGACCGCCAUGCCCGAGGACAUCAACACCAAGGGCUGCGGGAUGUGCACCAUGUACAACUACCUGUUUGUGGCCGGCGGGAUCAAGGGCUACGGAGAGCGGGGGAAAGUGUCCGACCGGGUCUUCUACUACAACCCCGUCGACGACCGCUGGACGGAGGUGCGCCCCCUGAACCAGGCCCGUGCCCAGCUCAAGCUGGUGUCCAUGGACGGCCACCUGUACGCCAUCGGAGGGGAGUGCCUGUUCACCGUGGAGCGAUACGACCCGCGCACCGACCGCUGGACCACCGUGGCGCCCCUGCCCAAGGGGGCGUUCGCCGUGGCGCACGAGGCCACCACGUGCAACGGGGAGCUGUACGUCUCCGGGGGCUCCCUCUUCUACCGCCUGCUCAAGUACGAGCCCAAGCGGGACGAGUGGCAGGAGUGCCCCUACAACAGCAGCCGCAAGAGGUCCUCCGACAUGGUGGCCCUGAAGAGCUUUAUCUACCGCUUCGACGUGCACCGCGAGCAGGGCGUCGACGUGUUCAAGUACAACACCAUCGUCAAGAUGUGGCAGGACUGCGCGUCCCAGAGUCUGGGCGGCGUCUCGCCCUUCCGCUGCGCGGUGAUCGGGAACUGCAUCUACUGCGUCAACAAGAGCCAGACGCUGCAGUUCGUGGUGGAGGAGGAGGGCGCCCACUUUGUGGAGGAGGCGCUGCGGCCCCCGCUGGAGGCUAAAGGGGUACUGUUUCCCUUCGUGCUUAGUUUGCCUGAGAAGCACGAGGCGGUGGCGUAGUGGGGGCACGGGCUCCAGAACAAUGGCGUGUCUCGGAGCAGGACUGGAAAAGGGCGACGGCCAACCCCUUUGAUUCAGUAUCAGCGUUAUAUAUUUCAUUGUGUCCAAUGUACCUGCUUGAAGUGGAAUGUGUGUAUUUGCAUGGCAAAGUCAUGUGUCUACAGGGGCCAGCCUUAAGAAAAGGGACAAAAGUUAACUUUCAGUGUUGAAUGAAUGGACACAGCAACACAGCUGUAGAUAAUUACAUGAUGGAACUGACCUUAGGUGGUUGUGGAUUUUCUAUGUUCACCUUUGUUUUUGCGCACUUUUUAAAAUUCAGUUAGCAGAGAUAUUGUCAAGGACGUAUUUAAUUGUUGAUAAUGAAGAACUAUUUUAAACGUGUUGGCUCCAUCACGCCUGGACAAAGCUCUUAUCUAGACUUGUAACAAGUUUUUUAUUCCAAUCCAAAUCAAUUGGUGAUAAGGCCACAGUAUAAACCACUGACUGCAACAGUUGGUGGGAACCCAGAAGCCUCAUCUCGACUGCCUUUGAACUGCUAUCACAGUGUCUAUUAAACGGCUACUACAGAUGUUAAUAAACACAUGAUGCUACCCAUGUAGAUUUCCAGAACAUUGAUUCUGCUUAAUGUUCAUGUUAGAAACCCUCUUGACUUGAGGUCACCAUUGUUGUGAUGUAAAGCUUAACACGAAGAAGCAAAAUAAGCAUUUGCCAUUUGGAUAUUUGUUGUGAUUGGAAAACUGUGAACAAAUGAUUGGCUUAUUACAAAGGGAAACGUGUGUGUAUAUGGAUUUCAGACACUAUUUGGGUUGUUACUACAAACUUGGUUUAAAGUGAUUAUGUUUGCCACGUUCUCCAAAGAAUAAAAUAGGACUUAAAUGAGAUUAAAAGAGCACUAUGUAUCUUACAGAUAUUUUUGAUAUGCAUUGUGUUUAUCAGAUAGCAUAUGAAAAGCACUCCUGUGACUUACACACUAUAAUCCCAUCCAGAAUCAAGCAAAAGCUUUGGUUUCCAAUAGGAGGGCAUCCUAUCUGCCCUAAAAGCACUAUGAGGGAAGUUCAAAAUAACCUAUGCACAAAGGCACUUCUGACCGUCUUGUGAAUCAAUUGAUCCAUGGAAGAUCACAUGUCACAGUAAUGACAAGAUAAGAUAAUUCCUAAGAAAUAUUUUAUUUUCUAUAUAUGCCACAACACAAUUAACUGCAUAUCAUGUUGAGUUCUGACAAUAUUUGUUGCCAUUGCAAUAAACUAUCAGUGUGAGUUUGGAUUUUCCCCAUCAGGAAAGAAAUGCUUUUAGUUAUGCUUUACAAUGUUUCAGAGCAUUCACUGUGAAAAUGUAUGUGUUUGGAAUGCUUCUUUAGUAUCUCCCUGGAAUCAAUAUUUUUUGAAUAUUUUUUGACUGAAUGCAGCUUUUUGUGAUGAUGGUACAAUGAUGCGAUGCUAGUUGAAAAGCUUUCUGUCCAAGUCAUUUUUAUCAAGCUUAAAGUUAACUAACUGUUGGAUGCCGUCCAAACUAAGUGCUUCAAAUAAACCAUUUUGUGGUUGAACAUUUGAUGAAAGGUAGACUAAUUUCCCUUCAAAAAUGCUAAAAUGUAUCUCGACUACUUAUUAUCUCUUGCUUAAACCCAUGAUGCUUUGAAGUGGUCAAAUUAAGACCCUGGGAGAACAGUACAACCCAUGCAGGGGCGGUCUCCAUGGAAACCUCAUGUAAUGUAGGAAACGUUACAAUGUCAUGGGAAUUGUCACUUCCGAACAAAUCAAAGCCAAUUUGAGAGCUGUUGCUUUUCAGUUCUGAGUCCCCUUAUCUAAAGUGUCAUCUUACCUUAAAAGCCUUGCAGUGGGCAACGCCAUCCGGCCCUGAAUGACCCAUAAUUGGUCAGCAGCUACAAACAGGGAGCCAAUUAAUCUAACACAUGUCACACGUAACAUGUGUUUAAUUACAUAAUGUAUACACCAUAACACAUUACAAAUACAAUAUAUUAUACUGCUAAUACAUCAUAGAAAAACUUCCAAACAGUAUACUAACAUGUGUUUACUUAUACUUAAUACAAUAUCUCAUGCAUUAGAGAAUAUCUUUAAUACUAGUAUACAAACAGCAUGUAUAGCAUACGUAACAUACGUGAUCACCAACUUUUCUUUUCACCAUUUCUGUCCAAUUUCUCCAAUCUCUUCCAAUUGGCAAACAACAUUUUGGUCCAAAGAAUAAUGCGCUAACAUGAUUCUAAGCAAAUAAUCCUGCACAUGUUUUGCUAUAUUCGUGAAAAUUUCUACAGAUGUAAUAGUCAGAUUAAAUAUAAUUCCUUGGCACAAGGCAAACAAAAAUAGCUUGCGAUUUUAACAUUUCUAUAGCUAUGGUAUGGCUCACAGGUACCUGUUUCAGGUAAACUCUAAGGUGCUAACUAUUACAAGAUUCUUACCUUAGGAUGGGUUUUUAUUCUAUUCAUGCCCGAACCCAAUACACAAUUGAAUCACAUGUGGACGUCUGGCAAAAUCUGUUAUAAAAUCUACUAUUGCAAUAGACUCAUAUCAGUGGGAGUUAUGUUAGGCCAUAGUGAAAUGCUUUACAAAAAAAGCAAGAGGUGCCAAGAAUAACACCAUUAAUAGAGAAUAAAAUCCCUCAAUUGAUUGUAUCAUGGAUCUUUUAUAAACAUUCUAGUUCAGCUAUAUAUUUAAAAAAAAUGAGUAAAUAACUGCAGUUCAAAAGUUACAUAGUGCAGUUUUACCAUUGCGCUACACCUGUGAAUGGUCUGCUGCCAUCAAGUGGUCCACGAGUGUAAACUCUAGGGACGCUGCGGCACAUCCUUGUCAAUCACACUUUUAAGGUAUGCAACUGCUUUUUUCAUCUUAUUUAGCUGAAAAGUGGAUUAUCCAACAUCUACAGAUCCAAAGUCAAACCUUUUCUUGAGCUAUCUCAUAAACCAACAACAUGUAACCCCUUCACUGAUUACUCAAUGUGCAACAGGUGUGCAGCCUCACCCAGCACCAGAGACCAAUCAGUCUGACCCUGGCCAGGUGAGGCUGGUUAAACCCACCAUCAUCCACACACACUCCCCAAAUGACUGGUACAGGAAGUUUGGUUUUCAUUGUCCUUAUUGUAUGGACACCCCCUAUGCAAAGGCCGGUCUGGCAGCUGAUGGCGUUGACAGUUUGGAGGAAGCACAAUAGGGUACUGGCAUUCGCCAUCCGCCCCCGUCAGGUCAAAGGUCAGCACGGCCCGCAGGAUGCAGAUGCAUGCGUCAGUGAUUCCCAGGAGCACUCCGAAGACGAUGUGGGAGCCGUAGGGCCUCCAUCCGGGGUCGGGUUGACAAGAGGAGGUAUCGGAGGCGGUCCAUGUGGCUGGUCGGAGGAAGGUCGACUGCAAGGGU